AUGCAAAAAGUUUAAAUAGCAUAUAAUUAUUGUCAAAAAGAGUGUCAUACAGACGAAUGGUUAAAUACAAUUUGCAUUGACCAAACUUGUAAAUAAGAAAGACUUCUAUGUUGUCUAUGUUUAGAACUUCAUGAAGGACACAGAGUUACAGCGUUAAAAAAGUUUUUAAUAGAGUACAGAUAACAGUACCAAAAAAAAAAGAGAGAUGAUGAAGAAAUGAAUAAUAAAUAUUGGUUCAUAGUUUAUUUAAUAUUAUUUAGUUUAUCCAAAAUCUUUGAGAGUUUCGAAAAGGAGGUAAUAUAAAUCAAGUAAAUUAUUAAUGGGAAUUUUGAUAAUCUUCUGAAUUAAAUCAAAGAGUAAUUUUUUUUAGAUAUUUAGGUCCAUCUCCAAUUUUUAGAAUUUAGAGACAUGUUAAACUUAUGAAAAAAUUGGAAAAAUUCUCGAUAAGAUAUCUACAUCAGAUUAAGCAAUGGAAGAUGUGAAAUAAUUAUUUUCAUCAAUUGAAACUAUCACCUCAAAAGAUGGGUUCUAAUUUUAAUUAAUAAACCCACGCCCAAAACUUAGUAAUCUAUAAGAGAGGCAUAUUUCAUCAUAAUAAAUUUUCAACGAUUAUGUUGAAUUUAAUAAUUAAAUUUCUGUAAACAUUGAAAAAACAAUUAAUAAGUUGAGUAAAUAAAUAAAAGGUUUCUUUAGUGAAAUUUAAAAUAAUGAUGAUACAGAAAGCUUAGGAUAGAUUUCAACAUCAAUAAGCAAUUGGAAAGAAGAUCAUUCACAAAUUUUGACAUAAAAUUGUUAGAAUGGAAUCUAAUAUUAACCUAGAUAGAAUGAUUUGAUAGAUUGA
Messenger RNA from Paramecium pentaurelia, 841 nucleotides. Lineage: Eukaryota; Ciliophora; Oligohymenophorea; Peniculida; Parameciidae. The record is from the annotation of a GenBank genome assembly.